Molecule: messenger RNA, 1851 nt
Organism: Tribolium castaneum (red flour beetle)
Lineage: Eukaryota; Metazoa; Arthropoda; Insecta; Coleoptera; Tenebrionidae
Exons: 10
Coding region: 1017-1790 (257 amino acids)
Source: RefSeq, a predicted model, not a curated record
AUCUAAUUUAUUUUUAUUUAUUUUUCUCACAAAUGCAGCCAAUUUUUGCAAACUCACGUUGUUAAACUACUGUUAAAUCAUCAAAAAGAUUUUUAGUAAAAGGUUACGUAACGCGGCGUCGCACCACUAACUUUCCCAAGUUGAGUUGACCCUUCACUCACUUUUCACGUAAUUAAAAUUUCAAAUUAGUGUGUUAUUUUUCAAAAUUUACAUGUUUGCAACGUCAAAAACACAAUGUAUAAUGUAAAAGGGCCCAGCAAAAUUGUUGCCAAAACUACAAGACGAGGCAUUUCACAGAAAAUGGAUAAUAUCCGCGAAUAUACACGGAAUAAAUCGGUGGAGAAUGAAGACAAUGAACUGCCGGCGGUACCUAGACCAGUGUUUCACAACAAAAAAUCAGUCUCACAUCAGCUGCACAGACAGGAAGUUAUAUCACCACAACAUGAAGAAAUUAUAAAAUUUAUCAACGAUUCUUGGAACAAGGUUUGUGCAGAAAUAAGCCAAGAUUCUGAUGGUUGUGCUAGCCCUAAAAGUGAUCAGUCAAUUUAUUAUGAAGAUGAGCCUCUGAUUUUGGAGGGGUUUAAGCCAUUUGAUCUGGAAUCGUGGUGGGGCAAACGUCUUUAUGCAUGCAUUACUGGUUCAACAAAUGGGAAAAACUAAUUCUUCUGAAAGAGUCUCGUAGCUAGUCACAUUUUUUGUUAAAUCGUAUGUACAAAUAUUUUUGGCUCUUAAUUUUUAGGUGUAGUGUAGUUUCGACUUUUUUAAUUUUUUUUAUCAGGUUAUACGGUUUAAUUAGAUUUUAUGCCUUGUUAAUUGCGAAAAGCCUCUUUGUUACUAUUUUGCGAGGUUUUUUCAUUUUAAUUUUGUAAUAAUUACGAAAAAAUAAAAUGUGAUAUUUGUAAUAAUUUUUUGUUACCAUGAUUAUGCCACUUUCCGAUUUCUGCUUAAAAUAUUAAGUGAACUGUCAAUUUGUAUUCUUCAAUUGAUUGAUAAAUCAGUUUUUUGGAUUUAUUUUAAUGAUGUCAGGUGUAAUUGAAGAUGAUCGUAAAAAAUUUAAAGAACACGUUAAAGAGAUGGAACAGACUGUUCAAACGCUUGAAAACAAUCUAAAAGAAUCAAAUCAAAAUGAAAAAGAGCUGAUGCUUUCAGUGCAAAAUGAUCAGAUUAAAUACCAAGGAAUUAGUAACCAGCUAAAGGAAGCGCUCAAAGAGAACCAACAGCUUAUAAACAUCUUGCAACAAAAAACUAAUGAUCAGGACACUUCUCGUACUAAUUCUCAAGUUGAUUUGAGCUCGUCUUGUUCCACAAUGAGUAUAGUCCAUUUACAGUAUAAGUACGAAGAACUUUUGACUAACCACCACGGAUUGUUAAAACUUCUCGACAUAAAAAGCGAAGAAAUUAAAAAAGUGCAUGAAGAGAAUGUUCGUCUGAAAACAGAAAUUGAGCAACUCAGGCAAAAUCUCUUAGAAACUGAAGAAAACCUGGAAAAUCUUGAGUCGAAAUUUUACAGAAUGAAAGAAAAGAAAAACGAAAAGAUAAAUAAGUUAAAAGCGCACAAAGAGACUUUACAAAUGGUUCACAAUCAGUUGGUUAAUGUACUGGAUAAUCAGUGUAUGGAAAAAGAUAGUGUUAUGUCAGAUGAAAUCAAGAAUUGUCGAGAUUCUGAAAAGGCCUUAUUGUUACAAGAAAUACGCAAAAACAACAUGUUGGCUUAUGAAAAUUUCCAACUUAAUCAACAAGUGGAACUUCUACAAUCAGUUUUGCGUGCCCAAAAGAAAAAUGCUAAGUAGUUACUAGCUCCACUUAAAUGAAUGCUUUAUUUUGUACGAAAUAAAUGCUCGUAGCAAUUCA